GCUCAGAGCCCCCUCUAUAUUAUGGCAAAUCCACCAGAACAACAAAAUUCCUGAACCAUGACCAGAUAAAGAUAGGGAAAAAAGGAAAAUAGGGAUAAACCUGAAGUUUAUCUCAUAAAUAUGCAUCAACAAAUGGUUCCCUCAUGCAUAAUGCAGUUAGUGACACCCCUUCUUGUGUCCAAGAGGUUCGCAGACUAAGGUCGGUGCCAACAAGUAGAACCAAAUGGGUCACUUUCUAAUUGACUUGGCCCUCUCCUGUCUAUUAUCUUAAAUUAUGUCCACAUCUGCAUGAAAUUCUGCCAUAUAACACUGGCACUGUGCUCUCAUAUGGUAAUCCUAAAUUGCACGAUAUUAUCAGGGUUCCCUGAUUCCAUUAUUCUCUCUAUACUCUUCUAAGAAACAAGAAAAGACCUUCUACAAAUGGAGAAAGAAUCCACUUCAACCUUUCAAUUUCCUCCAGGUUUUAGGUUCCACCCAUCAGAUGAAGAACUCAUAAUUCAUUACCUGCAGAACAAGGUCACUUCGCUUCCGCUUCCAGCACUGGUGAUUGCCGAUAUAGAUCUGUACAAGUAUAAUCCAUGGGAGCUACCCAAGAAGGCUUUAUUUGGGGAAGAUGAGUGGUAUUUCUUCAGUCCAAGAGAUAGGAAAUAUCCAAAUGGUGGAAGACCAAACAGGGCAGCAGCUUCUGGUUAUUGGAAAGCAACAGGAAUUGACAAGCCUAUACUUGCUUCUGGGGAAUCAAGGAGCAUAGGAGUCAAGAAAGCUCUCGUCUUCUAUACUGGUCGCCCAACAAAGUCGGUCAAGACAGAUUGGAUCAUGAAUGAAUACAGGCUGCUCGACACAGCAAUCAAGCCAUCAAGGUUCAAAGGGUCCAUGAGACUGGAUGAUUGGGUGCUAUGCAGAGUGCGACAUAAAACAAAAGCACCUAAAAAGAACGUUGAAAACCAAUAUAGACGAUCACCUGAAGCAUCAAGAUACUCACCAAAGAUUGAGGCCACACAACCUACAUGCACAUACUUCAAUCCUCAUAUGACCAUGGAUCAUCUGUUCAAAGAUUGCCAAGUCAUAGCAUACCUGCUGGCUGGGAAAGAUCCACCUGCCAUGGAAGCCAUCUCUGAUAUAACUGUCGAAGGCAGAAAGAAUGGUAACAGUCUGAACUCAGUUUAUCAUGAAAGUUCUGAUAAUAUAGAUUCUCCCAGUACCGUGUAUUCAACAAGCAAUUGUGUCAACACAUUAAAAAGGAAAGAUUUUGGGGAGAAUGAGUGUAACAUUUGCACUAAGGACAGGAGGAAGCAAAACAAAAACAGAAGCAACGAGGAUUCAAUCGGCAAGACUGUAGCUGGUGAUGAUGCAAAUGGGUACAGCCACAUCCAGUAUCAGGAGAACAUCUUCAACAUGAUUCCACAAAAUUCCAUGAUUGACUUCCAGGAACUUAAUGAUCUGGCAUAUAUUAGACACUCGCAGCAAUGAAGCACGUAAUUGGCAGGACACGACUUUCCUGAAGGUGGUCAUUUAGGAGGCAAAAUCAGGGUAUAGCAUAAGUUGUAGAUAAAGUACGCAGAAAUGAGAUCUGCAGCUCUACAUUUGCAUGUUAAAUAUAUUUCUGUGAUUAUUAUAAUUGCAUCAUGAAACUGGAAGUGGAUAUAUGUGCAAUGUAAGCUCGCUAUAUAUGUUACCCAAUAAAAUGGUAAUGUGAUGAUUGCAAGCAAACAGUUCCUGCUAGCACGUUGGAGGAGGGAAAUGAAAUAGACUAGAAAAAAGGACGCCAACUAUUUGUUCGUAGAUGCAGAAGAUCUCGUACACUAUUAGCAGUCUAUUGUCAGAAGCCAAAUUUAGCAUCUGGCUAUCUAGACAAUAUAUACUUGCCCACAUCAAU
Molecule: messenger RNA, 1876 nt
Organism: Rhodamnia argentea
Lineage: Eukaryota; Viridiplantae; Streptophyta; Magnoliopsida; Myrtales; Myrtaceae
Product: NAC domain-containing protein 1-like
Exons: 3
Coding region: 421-1470 (349 amino acids)
Biological process (GO): regulation of DNA-templated transcription
Molecular function (GO): DNA binding
Source: RefSeq, a predicted model, not a curated record